AUCCGUCGAGCAUCUGAUCUCAGUUCCAUCUCCGGACUUUGCUCGGUGGGGGGUGGAGGGGUAGGGGCUGCUGCUGCUCUACACGGUUUGACCUUGCCAGGACAUUCACUCACUCACUCACUCACUCUCCGACAAUCGCUUGAUUUUGUUUAUUUCUUUUCUUUUCUUUUCUUUUGUUUGUUCCUCCGCUUUUGUAUUUUGUUCCGUGCAGAGAUAUAUUUAUACCCAGCCGGUCCACUCCUCCUGUUACUGGUUCAUGGACUGGGAACGUGUUGAGUUUGAAAGAGGAAGUUGCUCGUGCGUUUCAGAAAAGAGAAUUAGGAAACAUUUCGAACGCUUUCAACUCAGAACUUAGUUGAAACUCAGCUCAGAACGAUUCAACCUACAUUUGAACCCGGGUCAAAAAUAUUAACCUGGGUCAUCAUUUCUAACCGAGGUUUAAAGAAAACAUCGAGCGUUUGUUAGUUUGUUUAUUUUUAAACCGGAUUCGAACUCGGAAUCUCCUGAACCGUCAUCCAACACCUUAACCACUGGACCACGGUGUGCUAUGACGUCAGUGCGCAGUUUAGCCCACCUAUAUGACAUCCUAACCUAAAACUAGAAAGAGCCCUGAAGAUGCAUCAUCCCUGACUCACACCCCUGUCUGUUCGGCUCGCUUUAUCGUCCAGCCAUGGAGAGUGCCUUACCUGAGAAGAGGUGUGUUGAAGAUGGCAGAGCCUCUCAGCAGCAAGAGGAGCUUCCCACACCGAUGGAAGAGAAGCCGCAGGGUGAGCCGGACCAUCCCAGAGUGCCGGGACAGGAGAACGGAACUGAGCAGGAGGAAGAGGAAGACGGAGAGGAAGAUGGAGAGUCCUGUGCCAACUCGACAACGCGUACCGAAACGAACACUGGCCAAAUGAACGGGGACGCAGAGACGGCUGCCCCGAAGGCGUCUCCUAAAACCCCCAGCAAAUCUCCCUCUGCUAAUCGCACCGGUAGAAGGAACCAGGAAGUUAAAGAUCGCUCAACCUUCAUCUGCCCCCUGUGUGAAAAGAACUGCCAGACGCAGCAUCAUCUCACGAUGCAUAUACGACAGCAUAAUACAGAGAUCGGGGGGAACGACCACUCGUGCAGCAUCUGCGGAAAAGCGUUAAGUUCGGCCAGCUCUCUAGAUCGCCAUAUGCUGGUCCACAGCGGAGAGAGACCCUAUAAAUGCUCAGUGUGCUGUCAGACCUUCACCACCAAUGGAAACAUGCACAGGCACAUGAAAAUUCAUGACAAGGGCUCAAACGGUGUCCCGGCUACGCGUCCCAUUUCCCCAAGCAAGCGUCGCAAACCCCCCAAGAGGAAACCAAGUACAGAGGAAGAUGGAGAAAAAAACAACGAACCACCCAGUAAAAAGGCGUUUGUCGUGCAUGAAUCAGGGGAGCAAAGCCCUGCCAAGCGUGAAGAAGACCUAUUGCACUGUCCAAUCUGCUUCAAGACAUUCAUCUGUAAAUAUGGUUUGGAGUCACACAUGGAGACGCAUCCUGACACUGUACUCAGGUGUAACCUGUGUUGUAUCACUUUCCGUAACCAUCGAGGUCUCCUUCGUCAUAAUUCCGUUAUUCAUAAGCAGCUGCCCACAGAUCCCAAUGGACGGCCAUUUAUCCAGAGCAACCCUUCCAUACCCCUGGGCUUCAGUGACCUGUCCUUCAUCGACUUUUCUUGCAGCAAGUUCCCCCAAAUUGCGCAGGUCUGGUGUGAGACAAAUUUGCGACGUUGCUCAAGCAAAUUCCAUAGGUUUAUUUGCGACGUAUGCAACAAGGCCUUUCCUCUUCAAGUGUCUCUAGAUCUCCACUUAAUCUCUCAUAAAGACAGUGAUGCCGAACCCCAGAAACAGGACAAUGACACUAUUUCAGAUACAGCCAAAGAUUCUGGAGAUUCCAAAGAGAGAGUUGAAUCAGCAGCACAGGAGGCCAGCGUAACUUUAAAUGGGAAGAAAGAUUUUAUGGAGUGCCUUGGUCUUCAGCAUUCUUCACUCGCUAAGCCUGAGCAGCCUGAGGAGGAGAAGCAGCAAGAAAUUUUAGACAGCAUUCGUUUUAUUCGUGUUGAGCCCUCUGCAACAAAUCUACCUCAAGAGACCAAUAAUAGUCUUGGCCUCUGUCUUCUAGAUUCUAUCUCUCUUCAAGGCUUGAACAAGGGCAACGGUAUCAGCCUUCUUUCAUUGCAGCCACUUCAGGGUGGUUUGGUUGUCCGGCCUGUCAGUCAAACAGGAGUGGAACUUGCUGACAUCCAGCAAAUCCUGAAAUUGGCUACCACUAUGCCAUCUCAGAUGAGUUUGCCACUGCUUCCGAAAGCUCCAGAGAAUCCUCUGCAGGCAGAACCCAAACAAAUUACUCCUCUCAAACCCAAGCCGUUGGUGACUCCUCGAUCCAGCAUGGGAACUUCCACGCCACCUCCGCCAGUCAUGAAUGCCCAGCAAGCCUCUUCAGGUUGCAUCAGCCCCAGCUUGCCACCCCCUACAGCCCAACUUCUUACUUCCAAACAGUCCUCAAACACCCCAUCUUCCUCAACGUCUUCCUCGCCUACAGAUUGGGAGAACACGCAUCUAGUGGGAGACGGCACAGGGGCAACAAUUAUGACUACUGGAGAUAUUAAGCAUGAAGAGGUCCAAGGUAAAGAGAAAGAUAUAAGAACCUCAGGUGGCAAAAAGAUCCCAAAGACGGAAUACCCGUGUCGGUUCUGUACACAAGUAUUCUCCUUCCCAGGGGGCCUCCAGGCUCAUAUGCGAGCUCAUCACUAUGGAGCGUCUCCAUAUAAGUGUAACAUUUGCACCUACACUGCUCCGGACAACGCCACAUUAAUGCGCCAUUUACGAACACACAGCGGUGAACGUCCCUAUGUCUGCCGCCUCUGUCACUACCCUUUCACAGUCAAGGCCAACUGCGAGCGUCAUUUGCGCAAGAAGCAUAUGAAAAACACUCGAAAAGAGAUCGAGAAAAACAUCGAGUACAUUACCCCAUCCUCAAAUGCAAGCAGUUUAGUUGGUGGUACUACACAGGAUCUUGUGGAUUUGGCUAAUAUUGGUAACACGUCCUGCCGCUACUGUGGAGAAGACCUGAAGACCUACAGGGCUCUACAGAUUCAUCUCAGAACUCUCAAUGGCUGUCAGAGGAAACCAUUUGAAUGUCGCCAGUGCGGAGCAGCCUUCCUUGCCAAAAGGAAUUGUAUCCAUCACUUGCUUAAGCAACACUCAGAAGUCCAAGAGAGGGAAAUUGAAGAUCAUAUAAACACCCUUGUUCCUGUCACAGCUCCUUCUUCUGUCCACACCAACUCUCCUGCUCAGUCUCAGUCAGGUAAACAGAACCUUAGUACUUUCUCUGAAGCUGCAGUUCAAGACCAGCCCUUGGAUUUCUCCAGCAAAACUUUGAAAACUAUUCACUCUGAUAUAAAGUCAGAGGCAGCUUCUCCCUCUCUGUCAAAUGACUGCUCCAUGGAGCCUAUCGACCUGUCUAUUCGCAAGGAUCCGGAACGAAAGAAAAUAAAGACGGAACAAGUUGAUACGACUUCAUUAUAUCGCCAGGAGGUCAAGAAAGAGCUUCCUUCCCCAAAUGCAGGCAAGUUUUUAGGAAAGGUCUUGGGUGUCCAUGCGUCCCUUCCAGCAUCUAUGCCAAGUCUUGCCUCUACUUUGACAAGUGAUCUGACCAAGCCCCCCAUACGCCUAAAGCCACUGCUGCCGAAGCCAGUUGCUGCCCCCAACACUUCGGAGAUGCCGCCUCUGGCCUCCAUUGCCCAAAUAAUCUCCUCAGUGUCUGCUGCCCCAGUGCUGCUCAAAACAGGAAUAAACUCUGAGAAAAGCGAUGGAGGGAUGGGUGGUGAAACACUAAUUGAUAAAAAAUGUACCAAUGGCACUGCUAGUCCUGGGUGUUCUUUCAGUUGUCCCUCCCUUGAGGCAUCAAAGAGGAGAGGCAAGAAGAGGCCAUUCAAGGAUGAGAUCUGUGAUUCUACACAGGCAUCCAUCAGUGGGUUUGACUUGGAAUCUAGUGGAGAGUUACCAAGUGUGGAGAAAAUGCUGGCCACUACUGAUGCCAAUAAAUUUAGCUCCUACUUACAGCUGAGGCAAAUGGAGCCAGAAAAGGAGAAACAGUCUGCAAGUGAAGAAGAGAAGGAAGGAAAGGAAGACAAAGAGAAGGUUCGACCACGAAGCAAAGGGAAGAAGAAUGCCUACUCAAACUCGGUGCAGAAGAUGAAAUGUCCAUACUGUCCUCGGGUGUUCCCUUGGACCAGUUCUUUACAGAGACACAUGCUAACACAUACAGGCCAAAAGCCGUUCCCUUGCCCUCAGUGCGAUGCGUUCUUCUCUACUAAAUCCAACUGCGAGCGCCACCUUCUUCGGAAGCAUGGCAUUUCCAAUCGCAACACACUGCAGAGCACUGGGUCACUCCCAAAAACCAAGGCUGAUGAGGGGUCACAGGGAAGUACAGAGGGUGUUUCUGAUGCUGAGCCUGCUGUCUUAGUGGAUGCUGUUGAUCCCAAAAAAGAGGACAAAACCACAACUAUUGACACGGAUCUGACAGAGCAGGCUAAAGACAUGGCCACAGAAUCACCAGAGUUGAAGAAAGAUCUACCGGUAGAAAGCUCACAAUCGGUUGAAAACUUUCACAUGAACACGAACAACAGUGAGAAUGAUGAUGACUCUCAGAGCAACAAGAGCCUUGAGAUGAACGUUGUCAGCGAACCAACAGAACUCAAACUCUCAGAAACUCAGCAGGAGCAGCCCGAGGCUGCAGAACCUGCAGUGGAACCAGAGGAUCCUCCAUCAGAGGAAUUUCCUCACACAUGCAAUACCUGCAAAAAGACCUUCCGGCAUGCAGUCACCCUCAGCCGGCACCAGAAGAUUCAUUUGCAGGACAACCAGAACGAAGCUGGAGGAAGGAAAGGAAAAAAUCAGCCUCUGGUAUCCAGUCAGCCUGCUGACACCAGCCCCUCGCCAAUAAAGGAAGCUGAGCAGGAGACGGGUGCAGCGGACAAGGAGGAGAACAGCAGCGUUGUGGAAAGUGGGGCUGAGGAAGAGGAGAAGGAGGGACAGAAAGAGGAGAGAAAUGAAGAGGAAGAGGGUGGCUCUUCAGAGCUCGAAUCAGCAGGCGGUAAACCCGACAAGAGGAAGAAGAUCUGCAAUGUGUGCACCAAACGUUUUUGGAGCCUACAAGACUUGACCAGACAUAUGCGUUCACAUACUGGAGAAAGACCUUAUCAAUGCCAAACAUGUGACCGGACCUUCACUCUGAAACACAGCCUGGUGAGACAUCAGCGUAUUCACAAGAAAAACCCAGACGACCGAGGAGUAGAUGAGGCUGAUGGAGCAAGAGAAGAUAGUGCCGUGGAUGGCGAAGAUCUACGGUGUUCUUCUGGAAGUGAGAGCGAGACGUCCAAGACGGAGAACAGCAAGCAAGCAGAGGAAACCAUAGAGGCGGUGGAUGAUGCUGCGGUCAAACAAGAGGAAACAUCUAGAGCAGAUGCUUCCAAUGAACUUCAAAUGAAGGAGCUGGAUGAAUUGGAUAUUAAGGCCCCAGAACCCAAAGAUGCGACAGAUCCCAGUCUUAAGGAUAAUCAGGGAGCUGCAGACAAGCCCGUUGUCUAAGACAUGUUGAUUCUGUUAAUCCUGUGCCAUACUUCCAUGAUCUUACACAAACACUAAAAGACAAUGCAGAGUCUGGCAUCUUCAUGCAGACAUUAGAAUGCGUGCAAAAUGCAAAACUGGAAACUUUCUCUCAAUGCCUUAAUGAUUCUUUUGUUCCCCCAGAGAUUUGGAUCCACUGCACAGUAUAAUUUUUAAUCAAAUGUAUAUGAUUGUGUUUUUUAAUUAAUUCUAUAAUCCUUAUAUCGAAAUAAAUUAGUGUUUUGUAUGAUAAGUCGAUGAUUUAUAUUAGCACCAUUAUAUGUAUUAUUCUUAAUUCAAUUCCACUUUAUUUUUAAUCUUCUCAAUGAGUUUUGCUCAAGUGCCUGAGAGCAUAUCUCUCUGAACCUUUGUUCCGAAUAGGCUUUUAUUAGGUUUUGGAGGUGUUUAUUGGUUCACACAGUGGCCUAGUGUACUUUUGGUUAUCAGCUUGGGUGAUCAUUGGUCAAUUUUUUGGCAAUAUUUGCCAGGUUUUGUACAUUUUCUUCUCUCUCAAAGCUCACUGAUAAACAACGCUCUCUGGCCUUGUGGUGUGUUGGACAUAGAACUAAACCGGUGGUUGAGACAGCGCCCCCUGGUGAUUUGGGGUGUAAAGCCUGACAUUCAGACACUGCCUUUAGGCAAAAGCUUGUAUUAAGUACACUCGGUUAAAAAAAAUUGGCAAGCACGGAAGCAUUUCCAAAUAAGAACACAGAUCCGCGUACUUAUUUUUCUAUGAACUUGAUAGAUUUUGGACUUGAGCACAAUCGAAAUCAAGCCAAGGUUUUACACACAGUGCAUCAGACGGAAGUGUGCUUUGCAGUACACGUUGCAUUUAAUCCCAAUGUGAAUCAAAGUCUGUUGUAUGUUUUAGUGCAGUGAUGUUUGUGCUGUGGGUUUUAUACUUGAAAUCGCCCUGCUGUUUGCCUCGACUUAUACAACUGUGCUGUUCACACUGCCUCCUACUUUUCAUAUUCGUCUCUGUAGUACCUCUGCAGUUAGCAAAUCUAACCUCAUAAACCUCUAAUUAGCUGAAUGAAGUUUAUCGUUAAGUCUCAGAUGAUCAACAACGACGAAAUGCUGCAUUUUGGAGCCAAAAAACUAUGCAACAGACAUGUGCUGAUAAUCGGUUAUACAACAUAUCGCAAUAUUGGUAUUUGGGCACUUAAGAAUAGGAUUUGUAACGUUGCCUCAAAAAAAAAAAAAAGUAGGCAGCGUAUUUGUGCAGCGAAUGUGCCUCUUUGAUAAAGGGUCAUUUCUUUUUUUUAACAUACGUAAUAUCAACGCAUGCCUUCGAAAUGAACAAUAACACAGCUCAAGAUUAAUGUCCAAUUUCUUUACAUCUUUAAACUUUAAUCCUUUAAAGGCCAAACUGUUCAUUUAUUUUUGAAAAAAAAAAAAAGGUUUCACCAGCAAACAGGGCUGGUGAAUUUGCGGAAAAACAAAUCAUUUUUCUACUAUGGUGUGUUUGAGAAAUGUGUGCGCUUGCUUGUAGUGUGUAAUGUGUAUGCGCAGGUCUAUCAAAGAUAAGGAGAUCACACUGAAUAUUUUAUGUAUUUAUUGACAUGAGUGCUCGGAGCUAACGUGGACUCUCGAACGAACUCCGAGGAGAAUCGGAAACAAUGACUGUAGCGCUGAACAAUCUUGAAGUUCUUUAUAUUAUCACUUAUUUUGUGGUUAUGAUUGACGCCUUGAGCUGUUUGCCAUAGAUUGUUUUAUUAAUGUCUUUGUUUGUUUGUUUGUUUGUUUGUUUGUUUGUCUGUCUGAAUUAAUUCACAGUUAAAUCAGCCCCCACCAAUACAACCUGCAUUAACUAAAUAUAUAAUUAUUAUUGAAGCCCACGCUUGAAUUAGCAGUAGAGUAGUGAUUUGUGCAUGUCUAAUUAAAAUGGGUGGUUACCAAUUCUUCUCUUUCUCAGGGGCUUUUCAGAUUAUGCAUCCUUCAAUCAUCUGUUUUGUGGAAAAUAUCUCAUUUCUGCAGCAAGCUAGAGCAAUCACUACAGUUACAGCGUAUGCAUAUGAAUGUGAAUUCACCUCAAUGUUCAUCAUCUUCGUCCUCGUCCUCUGUAAUUGUGCAUGUUUCACCGAUUUGUGUUGAUCACUGUAAAAACAAAUGCAUUUGUUAAAGGGAUUGCACAAGUUUGUCUCCCGUGUUCAGUUUUAGAAAGGUUCUUUUGUUGAUUUUUUUUUUCUGUACACGAGUACUCUCAACCCUAUUUGAAAUCAUUCAAGCAAUAAAUAUACACUAAGAAAGAGUGAGAAAUUAA
Molecule: messenger RNA, 7883 nt
Organism: Neoarius graeffei (lesser salmon catfish)
Lineage: Eukaryota; Metazoa; Chordata; Actinopteri; Siluriformes; Ariidae
Gene: rreb1b
Product: ras responsive element binding protein 1b
Exons: 13
Coding region: 671-5602 (1643 amino acids)
Biological process (GO): regulation of transcription by RNA polymerase II
Cellular component (GO): nucleus
Molecular function (GO): RNA polymerase II cis-regulatory region sequence-specific DNA binding; DNA-binding transcription activator activity, RNA polymerase II-specific
Source: RefSeq, a predicted model, not a curated record